Messenger RNA from Alnus glutinosa, 1646 nucleotides. RefSeq names its product UPF0481 protein At3g47200-like. The record is from RefSeq and is a predicted model, not a curated record. Lineage: Eukaryota; Viridiplantae; Streptophyta; Magnoliopsida; Fagales; Betulaceae. The transcript has 2 exons. Bases 246 to 1538 code for a protein of 430 amino acids.
AAGUCAUCUCUGAUUCCAAUCAAUUCUCUGUUUAUUGAAUCUUGGAUGCCCACCACCCUGGAUGGUCAAUAAAUAUGUUUCUUGUCAUUGGUAUUUCUGUUCAAGAGGGCUUAAUCUCUUUCAGAAUUCUUUGGAACUUCAUAGCUCCCCAGCAAAGGUUAUGUUGACUUCAUUUGCCCAGAGAUCAAAUUAAGCAUUUUUUUUUCUCUUGGGUAUGUUCCUUUGAGACAUAUCUCCACCAAAAGAUGGCAAAUAGGGAAGGGUCAGAAACCAGAGACCAUGUUUCUGUUGAAAUCACAGAGGAUGCUCUUGUAUCUUCUAUUAAAGAAAAGAUGGAAGCUGUAUGUGCUUCAGUUUGUAUCUCCAGAGUCCCUGCUGAACUUCGUAAGGGAAAUGAGAAGACAUAUAUCCCUGACAAAGUUUCCAUUGGCCCUUUUCACCAUGGAAAAGAUACCCUAAGCGCCAUGGAAGACCUUAAGUGGCGCUAUUUGUAUUACGUCCUCAACCGAAAACCGAACCUUGAAGCAAGCAUGGAUGGAUGUGUGAAAGUACUCAGGGAGAUGGAGCACAGAGCAAGGAGAUGUUAUUCAGAAACUAUCAAUCUCACCAGUAACCAAUUUGUGCAAAUUAUGUUACUCGAUGGCUGUUUCAUCAUAGAGCUGUUCUUUAAGAAUGCCUGUAAGAGUCUCAGACGCAGAAGUGAUCCUAUAUUUAGCACACCUGGAAUGUUCGUUGACAUAAUGUACAACUUGAUAUUGCUAGAAAAUCAGAUUCCCUAUUUUGUUCUCCAACGCUUAUUUCAAAUCAUACCAAUUCCUAGACAAUGCAGUCUGUCUCUCAAUGAGCUCGCCUUUCGAUUCUUCAAAAACAUGAUGCAGGGAGAUCGGCAGGCUCUUUGGGAGAAGUUUGACUUAGAAGGGAAUCAUUUACUUGACAUGAUCCGCCACUGUUUCCACCCAACAUAUCCAAGACAGCAGCCAAAAUAUGAAAUGCAGCAAGGCUUGGAUUGUGCAACAGGCCUCCAAAAGGCAGGAAUCAGGCUCAAGAAAGCCAACACAAAAAACUUAUUAGAUGUCAAGUUUGUUAAUGGAGUCCUUGAAAUCCCACCUCUAAGGAUUCACAAGAAUACAGAAACACUGUUUAAGAACCUCAUUGGAUAUGAGCAGCGUCACUGUGAGAACACGCAGCACAUUACAUCUUAUGCGUUUCUGAUGGGCAACCUAAUAUGCUCUAAGAAAGAUGUGAAGUUACUGGGAAGACAGAACAUUCUCAUCAGUGAUAGGGACGAGGAGAAAGAGGUUUCUCAACUGUUCAUGAAACUCUGUAGGGAUGAGAAAGUGAAGGACUUCUAUUAUGCUGGGCUUUUUGAACGAGUGAGUGAGUACAGAAGAAUCGGAUGGCAUGUAAGCUGGCAGAAACUGAAGGGCAAUCCUUCUGCUAAACUUAUGCUGUUCAUCGUGGCUAUUCUGCUUCUUGCUCUCACCUUUAUAGGAAGCUUAUUUUCUGUAAUCUCAUUCUUUCUCCACCAUGGAAAGUGAAGAUGAGGCCAUGAGGCUCUCAUCCUUCAGUAAAGGAAGACAAAAUAAUAAUAAACACGAUUAUUUUCCUUUCCCUUGUACAGAUUUUAAAUUCUCUCUAUGAUUUGC